Messenger RNA from Metschnikowia bicuspidata var. bicuspidata NRRL YB-4993, 1086 nucleotides. RefSeq names its product uroporphyrinogen decarboxylase. Gene Ontology annotation, cellular component: cytosol. Gene Ontology annotation, molecular function: uroporphyrinogen decarboxylase activity. Gene Ontology annotation, biological process: heme biosynthetic process. The record is from RefSeq and is a predicted model, not a curated record. The coding region runs from base 1 to 1086 and encodes 361 amino acids. The transcript has 2 exons. Lineage: Eukaryota; Fungi; Ascomycota; Pichiomycetes; Serinales; Metschnikowiaceae.
AUGACUUUCGCCCCUUUGAAGAACGACCUCAUUUUGAGAGCCGCCAAGGGCGAGAAGGUCGAAAGACCACCGAUCUGGAUCAUGAGACAAGCCGGCAGAUACUUGCCAGAGUACCAUGAGGUCAAAGGCAAGCGCGAUUUCUUCGAGACGUGUAGGGAUGCCGAGAUCGCCGCGGAGAUCACCAUCCAGCCCGUAGACCACUUCGACGGGUUGAUCGAUGCCGCCAUCAUUUUCAGUGAUAUCUUGGUCAUUCCGCAAGCCAUGGGCUUCGAGAUCGAGAUGGUGGAGGGCAAGGGCCCGGUCUUCGUGGACCCAUUGAGGUCCCCCGAUGAUCUCAAGCGUGUGGUCAUGAAGCCAGACAUCAUGAAGGAGUUGGACUGGGCUUUCAAGGCCAUCACGCUCACCAGAACAAAGUUGAACGGCCGGGUUCCUCUUUUGGGUUUCUGCGGUGCCCCGUGGACUUUGUUGGUGUACAUGACCGAGGGCCAGGGGUCCAAGAUGUUCCGCUUUGCCAAGCAGUGGAUUUACGAGUUCACGAGGGAGUCCCACGCCUUGUUGCAGGCCAUUACCGACGCGUGCAUUGAGUUCUUGGCCCAGCAGGUGGUUGCUGGUGCUCAGAUGUUGCAGGUCUUCGAGUCUUGGGCCGGGGAGUUGGGUCCUCGCGAGUUCAACGAGUUCUGCUUGCCGUACUUGCGCCAGAUUGCCCAAAAAUUGCCUGCCAGAUUGACCGAGUUGGGCGUCUCCGAGAAGAUCCCCCUCACCGUGUUUGCCAAGGGCGCGUGGUAUGCGUUGGACGACUUGUGUGAAUCUGGCUAUGACACUGUUUCGCUUGACUGGUUGUACAGACCAGAAGAUGCUGUGAAGGUCGUUAACGGCCGCAGAAUCACCUUGCAGGGUAACUUGGACCCUGGCAUUAUGUAUGGGUCUGACGAAGUCAUUUCUCAAAAAGUGGAGGAGAUGAUCAAGGGUUUUGGGGGUGGAAAGCAAAACUACAUCAUCAAUUUUGGCCAUGGCACCCACCCAUUCAUGAAGCCCGAGAAGGUAGGCCACUUCUUAAAAGAGUGCCACAGAUUUGGCUCCUUAUAA